GUGGCGAGAGCGCUUUGGAAAGGAAGUGAACGAGAAGGGAAUUUCCUAACUAGUGAAUCUAGGUUGUUUAUUGUGUUGUUUCUCCAUGUGUUUCACAUUUUCGUAAACAACAUUUUACAUGCAGUUUUAAAAGGACAAACCUGGGCAUAUUUUAAAUAAAUCUUCGGUGUAGAGGCAGUUUGUGACAACGAGAGAAGCAUUAACCGGGUUCCAGUGAUCCGAGCGCAAUGCUGCUCACCGUGUUUUGUGCACCGAGGGACCGCUCGGAAACCACCUUUGCCCUGGACGUGUCCCCAGAGCUUGAACUCAGGGAUUUUGUGGCUCUUUGCGAACUAGAAUCAGGAAUACCUGCAGGGGAGAUUCAGAUAUUAUAUGCAGAGCAGCCUUUACAAGAUCUCACCCGUGCCCUGGGAAAUUAUGGCUUGAAGGAUGGAGACGUGGUGGUGUUAAGACAGGCCGAGAGGGCUCGAGCGCCACAGCCAUCGAUUCCAGGUCUGCCUCGCAUCGAUUUUAGUUCCAUCGCCAUUCCUGGGAGCUCUUCAGGCCAAAACAGACAGCAGCAAGCCCAGCGUCCCAGUGCCACCCAGUCACGGCAGCCCCAAGCAACCUCAGCCUCUUCUUCUCAGGGACUGGACAACCCGGCCUUGUUACGCGAUAUGCUGCUGGCAAAUCCACAUGAGUUGUCGUUGCUGAAGGAGCGAAACCCUGCUCUUGCUGAGGCUCUUCUGAGUGGAGACCUUGAACGCUUCACGAAGGUGCUAUUAGAGCAGCAACAAGAUCGAGCACGGAGAGAGCAGGAGAGAAUCAGACUGCUGACAGCAGAUCCGUUUGACCUGGAGGCGCAGGCCAAAAUUGAGGAGGAAAUAAGACAGCACAAUAUUGAGGAGAAUAUGACCAUUGCAAUGGAAGAAGCACCUGAGAGUUUUGGUCAGGUGGUCAUGCUCUACAUCAACUGCAUAGUCAAUGGACACCCAGUAAAGGCCUUUGUUGACUCAGGAGCUCAGAUGACCAUUAUGAGCCAAGCAUGUGCAGAACGUUGCAAUAUCAUGCGUCUGGUAGACAGACGCUGGGCUGGCAUUGCCAAAGGCGUGGGCACACAGAAAAUAAUUGGCAGAGUACAUUUAGCCCAGGUGCAGAUUGAAGGAGAUUUCCUUCCUUGCUCUUUCUCCAUUUUGGAAGAUCAACCUAUGGACAUGCUGCUAGGACUCGACAUGCUGAAGAGACACCAGUGUUCCAUCGAUCUAAAGAAAAAUGUCCUCCUGAUUGGGACGACGGGCACAGAGACACGUUUUCUGCCUGAGGCAGAGCUGCCCGACUGUGCCCGGCUGGCAUAUGGGCCAGACGGACGAGACGAAGCCCGACCUGAGGAGAUUGCAGACAGAGAGCUGGCAGAAGCAAUACAAAGAUCUGUGCAAGACAGCGAUAUUGAAGACGGAAAAACUACCUCACCACAAUCCCUGCCAUUUAAACAUCCCCUCAACACACCUGCAAGUACUUCAGCGUCGAGUCACCCCUAUAGUCUUAUCCUAGACCGUUCCAAGUCGGGCCCAGCCUCUGUUAACCAGGGACCGUCCCCAAUCAAUAUUCCCACACCUGAAUCAAUUGAAUCUUCUCUUCAGCCCUUGAAAGUUGGUGAACCCUCUUCAGAUCCCCAUGAUGACACCUUCAGACCUCAGUCCCAGGGACUAGCUGAUUCCACAUCAUCUUGCUUUAAGAAAGAUGCAGAUGCUCCUGUCCCAAGCGCUCUUCCUUCUCAGGAACCAUUUUCCAGUACUGUGUCAGAGAACAAUGAAGCGACAUGCAGCGUUAUUUCAGGAGAUUCUAUAGAUUUGGGGAAGAAUAGCACUUCCUCUGUAUUAGCAGAAUCUCUUACUCUUUUUAACCCAAGCUCACAGAUACAGGAUCAGGAAGUGGACAUGGACGUUUCCACAAAUGCAGAAUCUCAAAUCAAAUUGGAAACUGCCCACGACUUCCCUCAUCAGCUUCAGAGAGAGCAAGAUAUGGAAGAUGUUUCAGGGGCUCAACCACAACUCAUGCCUGUUCCAGAUAUGAACCUUCAACCCUGUCAUGCUAAGCUAGCAACCUCUUCCGAGCACGCUCCUGUCCAUUCAGACUCUGAAAAGAGUACGGAGGGUGGGCUAGUCCUGGAAAUAGACCAGCGGGAGGUGGAUAACAUCCCAUCCCUGGCUCAGGCUCUUAAGGAGCUCCAUAAUCUUUUGAUGUCUAACAGUUGCCCUCAAGUUUGUGGAGGGAGCCCUCUGUCGGAUCUUAAUACUCCAACACCUAGACAGGAUGCUGACGGGGUUGCACAGGGUCCUGCUGCAAGAAACUCAGUCAUGCUGGACCCAACUAGAGACUUGAUGUGUAUAACUGCCACAACAGAUGACAUGGAGGAUGGUGUUGCCAAAGUUGACUUGACUUCUCAAUCAGUGGGGGAUAUUCCGGAUUUACCAACAUCAAGCAAUCCAAGGCACCUAGAGAACCAAACUACAAGACUUGUUGAUGAACAAAAGAUGCAGUGCCCAUAUACCCCUGAAGAAAAUCAGGAUCUUACUAAUAAGGAAGAUUUUGGCUUGCCGUCUUUCAAGGAAGAUCAUGACGUUAGACAGUUCCAUAAAGGUCAGCAGAAGCAGGACAUUGCAGAUGCAAACACCUCCGGCAUUGACACCUUCAACUCAGCCGACCCGUCUCAGCAGCCCCCCCUUUCUGUAGCAUCUGGCUCAUCAACCGAUUUCAGCCUUGAGCCUGUUGCAUCACCUCAUCCUCAAACACAAGCCCCUGACGUGGAUUCUUCCCUUGGAUACUCCAUCCAGCCUGGACCACAACCCUCAAUGGGACAGUUUCCACUAGAGUACAUUCAGAGGAUCCAGGCAUCGGGGUUCUCGGUCAACGAGGCUGCAGAGGCACUGGAACAGGCUCAAGGCAGCGUGGAUCUUGCCUUACUGAUGCUGCUAGCAAGAAAGAUCACUGUGCCCACCUAGACUCACAAUCAACUCAUGGUGGCAUCAGUUAACAUAUGAGCCUUUUUCAUCAUGUGGUUUUCUUUAGCGGUCCUCGUCGUUUUGUACUUGAUGGUCUUAUUGAGGCUCUUUGCCAACAACAUACAUCGAUUUUUCGAGAAGCUGGCCAUAUUUCCCUUUUAAUGGAACGCUGUCUUUUUUAAGAGGUUUGCAUGUUGACUCAAUAGUUCCUAAUUGAUCGUUGGUUUUAUUGAUUUGAAUUGAAUCAAUGUGAUACACUGUCAGACAUUUAACAGGAAUAAAAAUUGUUUACUUCAACCUCAUUCAUACAACAACUGCAUGGCUUUUAGAUCUGACCUUGAACGGAAAACUCUAGUGAUCAAGAUAUGAGCUGUUGGUAAACUGCAUUGAACAGUCAUAAUUUCAAUUGGCAAUAAUCUGAGGUCAUUUUCUCUUUAAUUAUUAUUUUAUUUGAUGGUUGCCAAUCCUGUAUAACUUGACAUGUUUUCAAUAGGUUGCCUUUGAAAAUUAUUAAAGUGUAGACUUUACCGUAACUUUUGUAUGUGUUCGUAAUCCAUCUUUGACAAAUAGUUGUGAUUUGUGUAAUGACAUAUGAGAACAGCUGAGAGUGAAGGUAUGAGAACACUUUGGAGCGCUUUUAUCAUCAGUUGUGUAUCUUUUAAUCAGAUUCUUGAUUUUGUGGUAGUAUUUUAUAUUGUGUUUUUUUGAGAGAAAUAAAAGAUAAGUUGGUGCCGACAAGCAGUCUAUGGAAAGAUUUAUUUGUUUAUCUGCCCUCAGAGCAGCUACCACUACAUUUUGUUGGGUUGUCUGUUAUCUCUUAUUUGUUGUCCCUUGUCUAGACCGUUUUGAUUUUAGCAAAACCCUGACAUGCCCUUUUCAGCAGUCUGUACUGUUUUGUCAUGUCUACAUGUCAUUUUUUUACUGUAAUCUCUGGGUCAUAUAUCAAUUGAGUUCAAUCUAUUUGAAAACUAUUACAUCUUGUAUACAGUUUAAAAACCAAAUAAAAUGAAAAAAGUGAUUCUUUA
Messenger RNA from Triplophysa rosa, 4006 nucleotides. RefSeq names its product DNA-damage inducible protein 2 (gene ddi2). Gene Ontology annotation, biological process: proteolysis. The coding region runs from base 228 to 2981 and encodes 917 amino acids. The record is from RefSeq and is a predicted model, not a curated record. NCBI's taxonomy places the organism in Eukaryota, Metazoa, Chordata, Actinopteri, Cypriniformes, Nemacheilidae. The transcript has 9 exons. Gene Ontology annotation, molecular function: aspartic-type endopeptidase activity; protein binding.